AUGGUUUUACAGUACAGUGUAUUUUUCAGCAAACGCGACUCGGCCACUCGCUCAGGGCCCGCCGGUCACGACCACCUUAAAUGGGUGCCCACUUCUUCCACCCUCAUAUAUGGCGACAAAGAUGCCGUUUUAGUGGACGCACAGUUGACUUCCCAAGCGUCGAAUGAGCUCCUGGAUUGGGUUGUCGAAAGCGGCAAGAACAUCACUCAUAUCUAUGUUACACAUGCCCACGGCGACCAUUUCUUUGGCGGCGCGCCCAUUCUGGAGCGGUUUCCUAGUGCCAUCAUGGUCGCAACACCUGAAGUUGUGGCCAGGAUGAAGCUAGAGACUGCGCCAGCGCGUCUCGCCGGGCUCUGGGAAAAGCUGUUUCCGGGCCAGAUUCCGCCGACCUUACGGGUUGCCGAGCCUCUUGGGCAAGACUACCUUGAACUUGAAGGUGAGAGGCUGGUGGUUGUCAGGACGGGUCACACGGACACGGAUGAUACGACAACUCUCUGGGUUCCCUCUAUCAGGCUCGCCGUGACUGGCGAUGCUGUGUACGCAAACACUCAUCCGUAUCUGGGAGAGUCUGGAACAGCUGCCAAGCGAAGGGAGUGGAUUGAGGCUCUGGACACUAUCGCUGCACUGGAGCCCGAUCAUGUUGUGGGCGGGCAUAGUGACCCAAGUCGCCCAUUUGGGAUUGAAGCAAUUGAGGAUACUAAGACAUACUUGGAGGUCUUUGAGAAACUGAGCGGUGAGACUAAGACAGCCGAAGAGCUUUAUGCCCGUAUGAUGGAGAUCUAUCCAGACCGUCUCAAUCCUGGGUCUCUAUGGGCAGGUGCUAUCUUAGUCCAUAAGACAUAG
Molecule: messenger RNA, 843 nt
Organism: Fusarium oxysporum Fo47
Lineage: Eukaryota; Fungi; Ascomycota; Sordariomycetes; Hypocreales; Nectriaceae
Product: beta-lactamase-like protein
Exons: 1
Coding region: 1-843 (280 amino acids)
Source: RefSeq, a predicted model, not a curated record